Molecule: messenger RNA, 4374 nt
Organism: Carassius gibelio (silver crucian carp)
Lineage: Eukaryota; Metazoa; Chordata; Actinopteri; Cypriniformes; Cyprinidae
Gene: sema3e
Product: sema domain, immunoglobulin domain (Ig), short basic domain, secreted, (semaphorin) 3E
Exons: 17
Coding region: 422-2731 (769 amino acids)
Biological process (GO): axon guidance; negative chemotaxis; positive regulation of cell migration
Molecular function (GO): chemorepellent activity; semaphorin receptor binding
Source: RefSeq, a predicted model, not a curated record
GAAGCAGUCAGGAGGGGAGAGAGGGCUGGCACGUGGAAGGGCAGUAUUUCACAGAGCUGGAGAGAGAGAGAGGAGGCGGAAGAUCUCCAAGAUCAGUGCGCUUGUUGUCUGACACACGCUCGCACUCACAUUUUUAUGAGAUUGAGGAAUGCAUUGCCUCUGGUGAGAGUGACAGGAACAGUCAGCCAGGGUUGAGUCACAGCAUUGCGCACAGUUUAGACACUUUCUUCACACUGGAAUCCACAGAAGCAUCUCAGAACACACCCUAAGCGUCAAUCAAGUGAGUUUCAGUUCACUGCUCUAAUGACAGCAAACUAAUUUUCUUCUGCAACCGGCAAUUCAGUCAUUCAGCGCGGAUGGAGGCUGCUUGAGGUGGAUCGUAAGGAGACAGUGUGAGACGUUUCAAGAGGAUUGGGCGAGGAUGGCAUGUGGUGUGUGGACCUUCAUGUUUUGCAUGACGCUAUGUAUCUGCUCUGCAACUCAAUCAGUAAAGACUGUGUAUCCGAGAUUACGUCUGUCUCACAAAGAGUUAUGGGAGCUGAACAGGACGAGAGUAUUCCAGGCUGGAGAGGGGCGUCUUCAGCACUACAGUAUGUCACUGGAUGAGACUCAUGAAAGGCUAAUCAUCGGAGGAAAGGACAUACUGUACUCACUCCAUCUAGAGCGCAUCACUGCCCCUCACAAAGAGAUUCACUGGCCGAGCUCUGAGGAGCAGGUGGGGGAUUGUUUAAUGCAGGGCAGAGAGAAGCCGGAGUGUGCAAACUACAUUAAGCUGGUGCAGCAUUAUAACAGCACCCAUCUGUUAGCAUGUGGGACUGGAGCAUUCAGCCCAGUGUGUGCCUAUAUCAGAGUGGGCCGUGGAACCGAGCUGGAAGGAGAGUUCAGGUUGGAGUCUGAUCACAUAGAGAGUGGCAGAGGAAGAUGUCCUUUCCAUCCCAACAGCCCUUCAGCAUCCACUAUGUACCGUGGGGAGCUGUUUGUUGGCUUGUACACUGAUUAUUGGGAGAAUGAUGCCGCUCUAUAUCGUCUUGGCAACCGCAGUUUCAUUAGGACUGAAGUGGGUGACAGAGAGCAGCUGAAUGAGCCCAAGUUUGUGGGUUCAGCAGUGAUCCCUGACAAUGACGAUCCUGCUGAUGAUAAGGUCUACUACUUCUUCACAGAACGAGUGACCAACGUGGAAGGAGCAAACAAAGCCGUUUACACCAGAGUGGCCAGAGUCUGUGCGAAUGACCAGGGUGGUCAGAGGAUGCUGGUAAACAGAUGGAGCUCUUUCCUGAAGACUCGUUUGAUCUGCUCAGUGGCCGGACCCAACGGCAUUGACACACACUUCGAUGAGCUUGAGGAUGUGUUCGUGCUACGGAAGAAAGAUGUGAAAAAUCCAGAGAUAUUUGGUCUGUUUAGCACCACCAGUGCUGUCUUUAAAGGAUAUGCGGUAUGCAUGUAUAACAUGGAAGACAUCCGUGCGGCGUUUAAUGGGCCCUUUGCAUACCGAGAACAAACUGACCACCACUGGAAGGUGUACGAAGGCAAGGUCCCCUACCCACGACCUGGAUCAUGUGCCAGUAAGAUAAACGGGGGCCAGUAUUCCAGUUCAAAGGAGUAUCCGGAUGAGGUCCUGCGUUUUGUGCGUUCCCAUCCCCUUAUGUUCCAGGCAGUGCAGCCCGUUCACAGGCGGCCCAUUCUGCUGGACACUGAAGGAGGACGCAAACUCACACAGCUGGCAGUGGACCGGGUGGAAGCUGAGGACGGACACUACAAUGUUCUCUUCAUUGGGACUGAUAAUUCUGUAAUAUUAAAAAUGAUCACGAUCUACAACAAAGAAGCCGACACAGUUGAAGAAGUUCUUCUGGAGGAAUUGCAAGUUUUCAAGGUCCCUGUUCCUAUUACAGAGAUCCUCAUCUCUACUAAACGACAACAGCUGUAUGUGGGCUCUGAGCUGGGCGUAACACAGAUCCGUGUGCACCAGUGUGGACUGUACGGUUCAGCCUGCGCUGACUGCUGCCUGGCCAGAGACCCCUACUGUGCGUGGGAUGGGUUCACAUGUUCCCGGUACUACCCAGCUGGCCUGUAUACAAAAAGGCGCUUCAGACGGCAAGACGUCCGCCAUGGCAAUGCGGUUCAGCAGUGCAACGGGCUUCAGCUAAGCGAAGAACAAAUCAUCUCAGAAAAGAUGGUAUAUGGUGUGGAGAACAAUAGUACCCUGCUGGAGUGCAGACCACGAUCACUGCAGGCGUCUGUGACAUGGUACAUUCAACAUGGCAUGGAUAUGGAGGAGGUGAAAGGCGAUGAUCGUGUGAUUCAAACCCCCCAUGGCCUGUUGCUUCUUAAAAUAGUGAAGGGAGACGCAGGGGUCUACGUGUGCCAAUCCACAGAGCACGGAUUUGUCCAGACAGUGGUGCGUGUCUCUCUGGAGGUGUUGGAUGAGGGGAAAGUGGAGGGCUUGUUGCAUAAAGGCGAGGAAGAUGAAGGCGAUUCUCCACACAGACCUCCGCCCUGCCACUUCCCCAGCCUGCCCUCCGCUCCAUCCUCCUCAAAACUCUGGUACAAGGAUUUCAUGCAGCUGAUUGGCUACAGCAACUUCCAGCGGGUGGAGCAGUACUGUGAGAAGGUGUGGUGUGUGUCUGAUAGGAAGAGGAAGAAACUCAAGGGAAUGGCACCCAAAUGGCGGUACACACCCGGGGCAGAGCAGCGGGCGAGAGCACGGGCACCUCGACACACACAGGGACAGUAAAGACUGUUAGAACAUUCAAACUCAUGCUCAGUGCAGGUGAUUACAUAUAGACAGUUUUAUUAUUAUUAUUAAUAAAAAAGGAAUUAAUGAUAGUCACUAUAGCAUUUCUUUUAGGGUCUUUAGAGUUGCAUCAUUUGACCUGAAAACUAUUAAUCUGUAGUCAAUAUGCCAGAUAUUUAAAGGUACACCAAGUCAUUUUUAAUAGACUUUAUGGAUGUGUGAAAGCAAAAUAAAACCAUUUAUAUUAUGCAAUAAUACAAAUAAACUACAUAGCAUUGCUUUUUUUUUCUUCUGAUUUACACUACCAUUCAAAAAUUUGGGGUCACUGAAAUUAUUAUUCUUUUUUUGUAAAGAAAUAAAUAUUUUUAUUAAGCAAGGACACAUUUAAUUUAUAUAUAUAUAUAUAUAUAUAUAUAAAUAAAAAUCAGUUUCCACAUACAUAUUGAACAGCUCAAGUUUUUUUUGUUUUUGUUUAUUUGUUUGCUUGUUUGUUUGUUUACCUUGAUAAAAAGAAAAUAUUUUCUUGAGCACCAAUUCAGUUUAUUAGAAUGAUUUCUGAAGGAUCAUGUGACACUGAAGAUUGGAGUAAUGAUGCUGCAAAUCCAGCUUUGCCAAAUAUAGUUUAAAAUAUAUUAAAAUAGAAAACACUUAUUUCACAGUAUUACAGCUUUACUGUUGACACUAUUAUUUUUCUGGUCUAGUAAAUCCAGCCUUGAUGAGCAUUACAUCUUCCUAAUUCCAAAAUUUUGAAUGGCAGUGUAUUUCAGUGCUUAAAUUCAGUGAGUCACAUCCUGAAAUAGAACUUUGGGUUGAUUAUUGCAUUAUUAUUGCAUAAGUCUUGCAUAAGUGGCAUAUAUAGCACAUUUUAGAAAAUAUAACGGGUCAUUCAGCUUUUCCAAUCUUAUGGGAAAUUACAAAAAAAUAUACAUACAGCAUGCAUACUAAAAAUGCAUGGAAUUAUUUAGUGUACAUUUAAAAUAAAAAAGGAAGAAAAUGUGUAAUGGUUUGAAAAUUUGUGCAGGGCUCUUGUGUAACAUUUGUGUUGUUCUACGGAAACAUGCAAUGCUACCUGACUCACUGGGCCAUUAAAAGACCCUCUCAGGAUGUGAAAGGAAAUGUUGUCCCUUUAACUGCUCUGAACAAUGACACAUGGCGGAGGCCAGCUGUCCUCUUGUCAACGAUGUGAGAUUUCCUAUGAAGAUUUCCCAGAAUGACUUUUCCACUGCUGACGAUUCAACUGAAGAAAACAUUUCUGUGAAUGGUUACUUAGGUUCAAAAACCCUCCUGACAGAACUUACGCACAUGCCGAGUAUAUUUAUCUGCAUUUUCAUUAUUUUAUAAAUUAUUCUAAUUGGUGUACGAUUUGUUCUUGUUUUUGUAGUGGUUUUGGAUUUUGACUGGACAUGUAACAAUGCAUUUCAGUUGUGUAUUAAGGUUGAUUGUAAUGCGUUUCUAGCAUUUCAAAAAACAUCAUCUUCUUUUGUUAGUGUUUAAGACAUGCAACAAUGUUUUUUUUGCUGUGAACUGCAAAGUUAGAAUCAAAUUAUGAUAUUUCAGUAAGAUCAACAACCCCUGUAUUAUGGUGUUCAAAAGUGUGUUAAAUCUUUGAAUUGCUUUGUUGUAUAAUAAAUGCCAUAAAUCCA